This is a messenger RNA of Argentina anserina (silverweed cinquefoil), 1254 nucleotides long. RefSeq names its product GDSL esterase/lipase 1-like. The record is from RefSeq and is a predicted model, not a curated record. Gene Ontology annotation, molecular function: lipase activity. The transcript is spliced from 5 exons. The coding region runs from base 1 to 1125 and encodes 374 amino acids. Lineage: Eukaryota; Viridiplantae; Streptophyta; Magnoliopsida; Rosales; Rosaceae.
AUGGCACCUUCUACAAGAUUUCAAGUAUAUGUCCUGGCCUUUUGUGCAACCCUUCUCAUUCAAAGUGGCUGUUAUGGCGUCUCUGUGCAUCAGAGAAAACAUGCAGCCUUAUUCAUCUUCGGGGAUUCACUAUUUGAUGUUGGAAAUAAUAACUACAUAAAUACUUCCACUAACUUUCAAGCAAAUUUCUUCCCAUAUGGAGAAACCUUCUUCAGGUACUCAACCGGUAGGGUUUCUGAUGGUCGUCUAAUCCCAGAUAUUAUUGCUGAGUUUGCAAACUUGCCAAUGAUUCCACCGUACUUGCAACCCGGUUUCGUCAAUCAUACUAAUGGGGUGAACUUUGCAUCUGCUGGGGCUGGUGCUGUAGCUGAAACGUUUCAAGGAUUUGUGUUAGACCUUAAAACUCAACUGGAUCAUUUCAAGAAUGUGGAGAAGCAGUUGAGGCAGAGACUAGGUGAAGUUGAAGCUCACACAUUGUUGUCCGAAGCUGUAUACUUGAUUAGCAUCGGAAGCAAUGAUUACAUUGCCCCGUUCAUAACAAAUUCAAGUCUGUUCGAGUCCCAUUCACAUGAGGAAUAUGUUGGCAUGGUGAUAGGAAACCUUACAAAUGCGAUCAAAGAAAUAUACAAGAAAGGAGGAAGGAAAUUUGGGAUUGCAGGCAUGGAACCUUUGGGUUGUUUACCGGGCAUGAGAACAACUAAACCAGGAAACACAAGCACCUGUGGAGAAGAAGUAAAUGCUAUUUCAAAACUCCACAAUAGAUUACUUGCUAAAGUCCUCCUAAAUCUGAAAGGACAGCUCCAAGAGUUCAUUUACUCGAAUCCAAAUUUUUACUCUUACCUAAAUGACCUGGUUCAAAAUCCAACAAAACAUGGUUUCAAGGAAGGAAAGAUGGCAUGCUGUGGCUCUGGUCCAUUCAGAGGAAUUAUGAGCUGCGGAGGGAAGCGAGGUGUGACUGAGUAUCAGCUAUGUAACAAUGUUGCUGACUAUGUCUUUUUUGAUUCCGGCCAUGCAACGGAAAGGGUUUACCGGCAAGUUUCCAAGUUAUGGUGGAGCCGUACGCCUGAUGUUACAGCACGUUACAUGAAUUUGAAAGAGCUAUUUGAAGUAUAUAAUAAGAAUUAGAAUGCGCUGUCUUUUCCAGUAAUCAACUCCGGUUUUCAAGGUAGAUAUAUCAUAUAUGUAUGUAGUAGUUAUUCGUUACUUAAUUGCUUUGUAAUGAUACUUUCUGUGUACAAAUUCUUCUAAGAGCCA